AUGGCUGAGGAGGGGAAGGGCCCGCUUUCCCUGUGUAUCUGGCGAGCCACCUCCUUUAUAAUCCACGCUGUUGGCAACGAGGUGGCGGAUCUUGAGCUUGUGCUUCUGCAGGUCAACGACUUGAUACAAAACCGUGUCUCUCUGCCGAGAUCAAAGUAUUCGGCAGUGCCACAUCUGUUGAAGCAAGUCAGAUUAAAGUUGAACGAAGUUGAAAGCAUUAUCAAUAAUUUGACUCGCGUUUACUUGACAUCGAAAACACCACUUUGCUUGAUGCAUGCUUGGCGGAAGGACCAGGAGCGCUUAAAGGAGCUGCAGGAUAACAUACGGACUGUCAAGAGCAGCCUCAAUAUUAUGCUGGGCGCAGAAAAUUCCGAGGAUUUGCUCAGAAUUCGGCUCGACAUUCAGACAAUAUCUGCCACGACGACCCAAGCAUCUCGAAUGCAAAUUGUCACAAACGAGAAGUUCAUGGACACUCUGACGGGGGUUGAAUACCGUAUUGCAAGGGUAGAAGAGAUGUUGCAAGAACAAUCACGAAGACUACAAAUGAGCCAGUAUACCCAAGUCAAGUCGGCAUAUGGAACCGAAAGAGAGACAAAGACACGGUCCGCGGCGCCUGACACAUUUUCUAUUAGCUCACAGAAAGCUGAUUUUGGCCUUGGUAUUCGUGUCACUCCGUUUGAAAACGCAUGUAGGAGAGACUGCCACUGCUCUUGCCACACUCUCAAGCGCUCCUCGUCGCCAGCAUUUUUGAGCAACUUGCUGGGUCGUUUAUUUGUUGGUUAUACAGGAUUACCGGUUUUAAGCCCAAAAUGUGACAAUGCCGUUUGUCAAGCUUCUCGGUCGAGCAAAGUCAGCGUGGAAUACUGGUUUCCAGCUAACUUCUGGUCCAAUAUUAUACAGAUGGAACUCUCGUACCACCAAACAACGGGGCCUUCCUUGCAGCUUCGUACCUUGAGGGGAGUUCCCGACAAUGCACAAUGCGUCAAUUUUGCUCUGAAUGGAAACAUGGACGGAUUGAAGUUUUUGUUUCGCCAGGGAUUGGCGUCACCUCGUGAUUAUGAGACUUGCAAAUUCUUGAUACAAGCAGGCGCUGAUGUCGACUACAAACCACUUGGCGCAUUUGAUAAUAGCCCCCGUAUCAAGGCAUGUCAUUUCCUUCUGGAGGGUAAUCUUUCCGAGUCCGCUGCCGGGGCUCUUCGUGCCAUCACAAACGGCAGCGAGUAUCUCGAUGAUUUCAUAGAGGAGUCGAAUUUUACUCGAACACAUCGAAUCAUUCUCGGUCUCUCGAUCGGCGAUUUGGAGCGAGAACUAAUUUCUCAUCCUGGUGAAAUCAACGCGCAAGAUUCUAUGGGCCGCACAGCCUUGGCGUGGGCUGCGGCCCGGGGGGAUAGCCAUUCCAUCUUGACCUUGCUCAGAUAUGGCGCUGAUCCGAACAUUAUAGACUCCCAGAUAUCUGGUCCAUUGUCGAAUGCUUCGGCCCAGGGUCAUACAGCUUGUGUGAAGCUCCUGCUUGAUGCAGGUGCAAAUCCGGACCCUCCACUUCCUGGCGGUAUCAACAAGGGUGGACCUUUAAAUGUUGCCGCUCGAAGGUCUGACGAUCCUAUCCUUGUUAAACUUCUCUUGGAUUUUGGGGCCGAAGUUGAUCAAGUCGGCGUAGACGGCAAGACGGCCCUUUGCCAUGCCGCGCAAAAUAAUGACGCUUCUCUAGCCAUACUUCUUCUGGAGUAUGGUGCCGAAAUCAACAAAGCCACCAUCACUGGCGAUACACCAUUAACUGUUGCAAUCACGCAUAAUAGUCACUAUGUCCUGAGGCUUUUUCUUGAGCGGUGGCACCACUAUUCAACAUGUCCUCGACUCAAAGGACCGCAUCUUCUCGAAAUUACAGCCAAGUAUGGAGACCUCGAAACCAUGGGUUUACUGGCGAACACGAAUCAUUUUCGCCUCAAAUAUGACGAGAAAUACACCUUCGGUGACUUCAGCAAAGUAAUUCAGGAGCGUCCCGAUGCGACGGAAAAGUUGACUCUUGCAUUUGAGGAACUACUAAGUAUAUUCAAACAUGCUUCUCAUACAGCAGAAGAGCAAGAAAGUCUCAUGGAAGCAGGGUGUUGGCCGUGUUUGACCUCCCGCUCAACUACGUGGGAAACAGCAAUUGAAAGCCCGCAGCAAAGUGACAAUGAAUCUGACGACCAAUUACAUAACACACAAGCCCUGCCAGAGGAUGAUAAUCGACACGAAUAG
Metarhizium acridum CQMa 102 is the source of this 2238-nucleotide messenger RNA. The record is from RefSeq and is a predicted model, not a curated record. NCBI's taxonomy places the organism in Eukaryota, Fungi, Ascomycota, Sordariomycetes, Hypocreales, Clavicipitaceae.